GUUAAAAGCAAAUAAAUUAUUGGCACGCCCUGUGGCCUUUUCUUCUCCCGUCCUUCCCGGUCGCGUACUCUGUCUUCUCGUGGUUCUCCCGUGCCCCUCGCGUGCGCUCUCUGUCUCUCGGGGCGACGACUAGGCGGCUGCUCGCCGGCCGCCGACGCCGACGCCCGCCGCCAGAUUCCCAGGUAUCUAUCUUCGGGACCUCGACCGGCGACGAGCACCCAACAGGUACUGAUUUUGCUGAAGCAACAGAAUAAUGUAUUAGCCCUCAUGCGUUAACACCUACAUAAACUUUGAGUAUCCUAGUUUCAAGUGAAAUCAUGGCACGAAAAGGAAAUCAAAGUAAGAGUGGCCCCAAUCAUGCUUCACCUAAGUGGAAAAAUACAACUGAUGGUGAUGCACUAAGUACACCAGAAAGAGGUGCUGCAGAUAGUGAAAAUCCGAGUUCACAUGUUCAAGGCAGAUCAAAGGGUCCUGAAGGAAGCAGUGAGAAGAAAGGAAGAGGCAGCAAAAGGAACAGCACAAACAACGGCAUAUCAUCCUCUGGAAAAAAACAACAAAUGGACACCGGUUGUGAUAUAAACAGUUCAGAAGAAAAGGAGAUUCCGGUAAGAGGUACUAAAAAUAGAAGAGGUAGCCAGAAACCCUCUAGGCGCGGUUUUGGUAGAAGUUUUUUCAUUGAGCAAACAACAUCGUCUGGAUUGGCAGGAAAUGUUUUGGAGAAGACCAGGUGCAUUGCUUGCAUGGCUGCAUCCAUUAUUAGAGCUUCCAUGAUAUAUCUAGUUGAAGAAGGCAAAAGAUUUAUCGAAAAAAGAAUGCCAACAAUCAACACUUAUAUGGCUUUUGUCAACAAAGGGCAUGCAUAUGUCUUAAGCAAAAUUGCAUAUGUUUAUCCCAUAGUUCGAGCUUGGAUGCUUAAUGCUGGAAGGGUGAUGCUGCUCUUGUUUACAGUUUGGUUAGACUGCAAUGUAAGGGGCUUUGAUUCUUUGCUACGAUUGGGGACAAACUCUCUCCUAGCAGUACUUUGGUGCAGCACGCUGUCAACUUUUGCAAUGAUUGGGAUAAAAAAGAUGCUCAUAUUCAUGGCGAUUGCAGCUUCUGCGUUUGCCUUCAUAGGUCUAGGUUUUGCUAUCCUGCUUAUAUCAGUGCUUGCAGUGGUAAUCUUAUGGUUUUAUGGAAGUUUUUGGACGACCACUUGUGUAAUGAUUCUUGGAGGUGUUCUCUUUUUCUUGAAACGCGAAAGAAUAACUCUUCUUGUUGCCUGUUUAUAUUCGAUGUAUUGCGCGAGAUGCUAUGUUGGAUGGCUCGGAUUGCUUUUGGGCCUCAACUUAUCUUUCUUUUCUAGUGAUAUUCUAGUGCAGUUCCUAAGGGACAAUGCAGACAAUAAAAAAUUCAAUGGUUCUUCAAGGUACUCAGAGCGAAGCUCUGGUAGACAAGGCAAUAUCUUUGAAGAAUUUCAGCCAUCAGCAAAUAGCACCUACCAAGCCAGAUAUGCUCGAGCUUCAGAUCGAGAUCCUGGUGAUCCUUCAACAAGUGGACCUGAGAAAGAGCUUACCUCUGAAGAUGAAGUGGCUCGUUUACUGAACUGCACUGACCACUAUUCAGCAUUAGGUUUCCGUCGAUAUGAGAACAUAGAUGUAUCAUCUCUUAAGAGAGAAUACAAGAAAAAGGCUAUGUUAGUCCAUCCUGAUAAGAAUAUGGGCAAUGAUAAAGCUGCUGAUGCAUUUAAAAAGCUUCAAAAUGCAUAUGAGAUUCUUCUUGAUUCACUGAAACGCAAGACAUAUGAUGAUGAGUUGAGGAGGGAAGACCUCUUGAACUACUUCAGGCAGAGUGUUUCUCAAAAGAAUGGAAGAAACAGUACUUUCCAACAUGGGUUCAGCCCUUCAGAAGGUGUUGAUGAAGGUCCUUAUGGUCUUUCCAGAAGAAUAGCUUGUAAAAAGUGCAGCGACUUUCAUCUUUGGAUUUAUACUGGAAGAGCUAAAUCACAAGCUAGAUGGUGUCAGGACUGCAAGGAGUUCCAUCAAGCUAAAGAUGGCGAUGGAUGGGUUGAACAGUCCUUUCAACCUGUUCUAUUUGGCAUGCUGCAGAAGCCUGAUUUACCUCAUGCAUAUGUUUGCGCAGAAAGCUACAUAUUUGAUGUCACUGAGUGGUUCAACUGUCAGGGAAUGAGAUGCCCGGCGAACACUCACAAGGCAACCUUCCAUGUCAAUGCCAACAUGGCAAAGCAGAGCAGUGGCAAGGCGAGUACCUCAACGCAGAGGGCUGGUAAGGCCCCAAGUGGUGUAAACAUGGAUGGAGGAGGACUCAACGAGGAAGAGUUCUUCGAGUGGUUCCAGAAUGCAGUCAACUCUGGAAUGUUUGAAACUACAUUCGGGGCACAAGGCGACCCGACUUCUCCUGGUAACGGAAGCAAUGCCAAGAGUAGCGGUAGCAGCAGCAGCAACAACAAUAGUAGGAAAAAGAAGAAAGGAAAGAAACAGUGGUAAUCAAAGCAAAGCAGGCUGGGGUCUGGUGAUCACUUCUCGGGGCAGAGAAAAAAAGAAACAAACAGAAUAAGCGUUUUGGGUAUGUAAAUACAACUCGGAAAAAUCGGUCCCUGGCUUAAAUGGUUCCUAACGAGAGGCCACUGUAAAUCCUUGUUCAUCAUGGGGUGCUGACGGCUGUUAAAUGGCCAUUAUAAAUCCUGGUUCAUUAUGUUGUCGGAUCUUAAUAUAUCGUCCUGGCCCUCGGUAACUUGCUAGCAAAAAAAAUGUUAUAAAGCAAGUUACUACGAAACAAGAAUUUGCAAGAUUAAAGAUAGUUUUUUUUGACUGUCA
Messenger RNA from Zea mays, 2813 nucleotides. Its product is annotated as Chaperone DnaJ-domain superfamily protein. The coding region runs from base 318 to 2483 and encodes 721 amino acids. The transcript is spliced from 10 exons. The record is from RefSeq and is a predicted model, not a curated record. Lineage: Eukaryota; Viridiplantae; Streptophyta; Magnoliopsida; Poales; Poaceae.